Penicillium longicatenatum is the source of this 1572-nucleotide messenger RNA. Its product is annotated as flavin-containing monooxygenase. Gene Ontology annotation, molecular function: NADP binding; flavin adenine dinucleotide binding; N,N-dimethylaniline monooxygenase activity. Bases 1 to 1572 code for a protein of 523 amino acids. The record is from RefSeq and is a predicted model, not a curated record. Lineage: Eukaryota; Fungi; Ascomycota; Eurotiomycetes; Eurotiales; Aspergillaceae. The transcript has 2 exons.
AUGGCGCCCUCCGCGGAGUCCUCCAUCCCGGCUAUCAUUCGCCAUCCAUUCGUAGAGACCUUUACUUGGCUCUACCUGGUCCUUCAAACGGUCCUAAGAUAUAUCUUUGCGCCUGUGCCCCCUCCUCCCGCGGCCAACAAUUCCGAUGCUCCGCGAAAAAGAGUUGCCGUGAUUGGCGCCGGGCUGACUGGGGUUUCCUCAGCUGCCCAUUGCGUUGGUCAUGGUUUCGAUGUACAAAUAUUUGAGGGUCGGUCCCAGGAGAAAGGUCUUGGUGGGAUUUGGAGUAGAGUCAAUUCCACGUCUGCGCUUCAAAUUAACAGCCUCAUGUAUCGAUUCCACCCAUCCGUCCAAUACACCAGUGCCUAUCCAACCCAGGCCCAAAUCAAAGAGCAAAUUGUCGGUCUAUGGAAGCGUUAUGAUCUGGAGCGACGAACCGUCUUUGACACUCCUGUCACAUCCGUCCAAAAGAACAAAAGCGGCCAGUGGAUCAUCAACGAUGACGAAGAGAAGUACGGCGUAUUUGACGGCAUUGUCACGGCCGUAGGUGUCUGUGGAGAUCCGCUGAUGCCUACUUUACCUGAUCAACAAAACUUCAAAGGCCAUAUUUAUCAUUCAUCCAAUCUCGACGGCAAGAAUGUCAAGGGCAAGAAGGUUCUCAUCGUUGGUGGUGGAGCUAGUGCUAUCGAGGCACUAGAAUUUGCCGUCAAGUCGGGUGCUGCGGAGAUUGAUGUUCUUUCGAGAUCUGACAAGUGGAUCAUUCCUCGGAAUAUCUUAGUCCAGUCCUUGCUCGCAUGCAAUAUUUUUGGCCAAGAGACCUCUCUGUCCUGGAUUCCUGAAUGGCUUCUGCGAAAAUUCUUCUAUCGAGACCUCCAAGAUAUUGCCCCGGUCAAUGAUGGAAUAUUCACCCAGACCCCUAUGGCCAACUCGGAGCUCUUUGAGCAGAUCCGGGAGGGCAAGGCCCAAUGGCUACGGGGUGAUAUUGUCUCCCUCAAGGAGACUGGCGUCCUAUUCAACCACCGAGCUCAAGGUGUGCCCAAGGGGGGCCCCGGCAAAGAGCGGUUAGUGGAGGGUGAUGUGAUUGUGAUGGCAACUGGAUUUAAACGCCCGUCUCUCAAUAUGCUUCCAGACCAGAUCCUUGACGACGAAGACUUCGGCCCACCAAACUGGUAUCUGCAAGUAUUUCCUCCCUACCCUGAAUACCUAUCUAUCGUCGGCACGAAUAGCACCUAUGUUGAUGCAAUUGGGACGGUUGGGAACAUGCAUAUCGGUGUCUACACACGAUUCUUCCUCAUGUUCUUGCUGGAUCCACUUGCUCGCCCUACUGAGCAACAAAUGAAGACUUGGAUAGACUUUACGCGCUUCAUGAAACGAUUUGCGCCCACAAGUGCUUUUGAAUUUUUCACUUACGCCGAGCUCAUCUAUUGGUACAUCUUUGUGCUGGCUGUCAAUCCUUUCCGGUGGAAGUGGGCCCUUUUUGUUCUCUUCGGUAUUGGACGUGGUUUACCAAUGAUGGUUGUUGAGAAAGAGCGCGAGUUCCGCAACGCGUUGCAGAGGCAGCACAAAAAAGAGUAA